Messenger RNA from Vicia villosa (hairy vetch), 1602 nucleotides. RefSeq lists its product as uncharacterized. Gene Ontology annotation, cellular component: endomembrane system. The coding region runs from base 96 to 1214 and encodes 372 amino acids. NCBI's taxonomy places the organism in Eukaryota, Viridiplantae, Streptophyta, Magnoliopsida, Fabales, Fabaceae. The transcript has 11 exons. The record is from RefSeq and is a predicted model, not a curated record.
UAAUCUUUCGUUUCUUCCAAGCGCAUUUGAUAUUUUGCCGAGAACAAAACAACGAAGCACGUAGCUGAAGUGGAACCACCAGAUCUCUCUCUCAGAUGGAGUUUCCCGUUUCCGUCAUUUGUACCCUCCUCUUCUUCUCUUUCCUCUCCCCUCAAAUUAGGGGCGAGGCUUCUGGUUCCGUCUUCUUCAUCGAUAGCUCCACUCAUCAAUUCCUUCGCGCUAGAUCAUCCAAUCACGAGAAUCCUUCAAUUUCGCUUCAAGAAGUUGGGGCUGCUGUGCCAAUCUUGCUCGGUUUUGCACCUCCUUCCACUCUUUCAGCCUCCAGCUCAUCCAAGUUGAAUGAGGUUUUGGUUCCUAAUCCAUUCAAUAGGCCCCGUGCUGUGUUUCUGCUUGAAGUGAAUGGAAUCAAAGGUCUUGAAAGCAUUGCCCAGGAUAAUGCAAUGUUCAGCAAGUCAUCGUGGGAUGCAAAUUUUAUUGGUUCAGAUAAAGUUGACAUUCAACUUCCAGGUGAAAAUGACAUUUCUGUGUUUUCGUUGGAUGAGCAAUUGGAAGUUGUCACGGACAAAGAAAUUGACGAUUUUUCAUCUUUGAUAGGUGGAUCAUAUGCCCCUGAUGCCCUAGAGCCAGUCAAUGGAGUGCUUACCAUUCCUUUGGCAAAUAGUGCCUUAGUGAAUCUCCAUAUGUCUAAGAAAGAAGAAAGAAAGUUUGUGAUAGGUCUUUUGUCUCUCGCUCAAAAUGUCAAAAGAGCAAUUCAGAUGCAUCAUGAAAUAUCGCAGAGUACACCAAUUCCAGCUGAGUUGUUAACAGGAAGCUUCAAUGGCAUUAAGGUUUUGCAAGAGCAAGGUGAAGCUGAAAGUAUUGCUCAGCAUGGAGAUGAGUUGCUACUUGUGACUUUGACCAAGAUAUUUGGCUCAUUGCAAGAAGCAUACAAAGGUCAAAUUGUUGGAAUUAUCUAUUGUCAAACUGCCACUCCUCAAGAGUCUGGCAAGACAUUUAAUGCGAUCUUUACUCCUUCUGACUACCAUAAGGCACGAUGGUUGGAAGAAGAAAAUGCACUGAAUACAACUUUUGCAGAAGUGGCACUGGUUAGGAUAACCCUUGCCUGGAUAACAGGAAUUCUUUUGCUUGUUUCAACUCUUAUGGGGACAUGUUACCUCUUGUAUAUGCCAAUCACAAGGGACACACUUCUCUAUUCUAAUGUCAAGCUUGAUUAAGCAUGGAAGCAAACAAACGGCACAAAUCUUUUUGCCAAACCAGGGAGGACCGGGCUUCUGUUGAACCUUUUGAUUGAUUUUUUUCUCUCUAAAUGCCUCUAGUUUGUGUGCAUUAUUAUAUUAUUUGUUGUUAAUGGAUCGGUGUAGUCAGUUUCUUAUAUUUAUGUAUCAGAAACUUGUUCAAUUAGGAUUUAGGUCAUCAAAAUGAGGGGUUAUUAUAUAUAUGUGAAGGAUGGAUGUUGUGCCUCUUAUUCAGGACUUGGAUAGUUGUGAUUGUGCCGGCCAUUUCCAAUAAAGUGUACAACAUUUUGAUUGGCAUAUUCAAUAAUACUAUUGUAAAAUAAUAAAAUUUGAGAAACGGUCAUUCUCGGGUCUUCCUAUUUCUAAA